AAUUCAGACUUUGAUUAAUCGAAAAACAAACCUUUGGUUUUGUGCAAGUUGCGACUUGUUUGAGUUUGGUGGAUUCCAGGCUUGUGAGCUUUGUAUCGAUUGAAUGUUCUCUUCAAUCGUGGUCGAGCAGCUACCCUUUUAUACCAUACGAGCUUUCCCCAGGUGUGGAAUUGUCCGUUGGUUCCGUUUUAUCCCAAAUUUCGUAUUAAGAACGCGUUGUUCUUGAUUCGAGUUCAAUCAAUCUUUGGAUUGAUUGUUUGUUGCGUUACUUUGAUAAAAAUACACCACCAGGGGCGUAUUAAGUGGUAUCAGAGCCCCGUUCAAAUCAGUGGCGGUUUGUUCUUGACGACUCUGCUUUCUGAGUCAAACAAGAUGGAAAUUUCGGCAGAAGAGCUAGCAGAAUCGAUGUUCUUCACGCGUUGUUUAAUCGAUGAGAAAGUGUGUUUGGUUCUAGUUGAUGGAGGCAGAGAGAGGAAUUUAAUCUCCUCCAGAACAGUGGUAAAGUUAGGGCUGCAAUCACAGCUACAUCCAGCUCCCUACAAUGUCCAAUUACCGUACGAAAAAUACCCAAGUUUCGUGAUUUCUCAAGUGGUUGUGGACUUUUCGAUUAGUUCGUAUAAAGAUAGGGUACUGUGUGAUGUGGUUUACAACUUGCCCAGCAAUAUUUUUUUCGGACAGCCUUGGUUUCAUGAUCGACAAGUUCGGCUAGUUAGUAGAAGGAGCAAGAAAUUUCGUUUGCAGAAGCAAAACAAUGUAGUCAUUCUGGUUCCUUUGUCUCCAGAGGAAGCUGCCGAAGACUUGAAGACGCUGCAAAGUCUCCAGGAAGAAUAUCGUAAGGCUUUGCUGGAGAAGCCGUUGACGUUGAAAGGCGACCCAGUAAAGGCGCUGGCCGGAACAGGACACCCAUGUUCUGCUUUGACGAAACAGAGGACGCGAUCAGAAGAAGUCGUCACGAUGAUGAAGGUUGAGUCGGGCGACGCCAAAGACACUGUCGACUUGCUUGAAGUGGUUGGGAUGACUGAAGAUGAUUCAAAGCAUACCAUCGCUGCACAAAACGACCCCUGUGUUGCUGCCCAGAAGGAACUCUGUUUUGCGGCGGAGAAACAGAGCGUUCAGGAGCCAAACUAACCCGACGUGGUAAAGGGCGAUUUGAUCAAGGAGGAAAGUGCAGACGAAUUCUUCGAAGGUGAAGGGAUGAUGGAGAUUUGAGGAGACGUCGUGGAGCAAACUGUCAACGGACGAAUCUUCCCGGUGACGAAAAUGGCAGAACUUCACCUCCUCCCGUCGAAACAGAGCAGGAGAGAGAACGAAUGGGGUGGACUCAUCGGCGAUCAUUCGAAACCAACCACCAGUGUCGCAAGCUUCCCUACAAUCCCUGAAACGUCAAAGUUAGCUUCAAUGGAGGAGGACAAACCUAAAAAUCGAGAAUCGAUUUUGAAAAAAUCACCUCUGCCCGCGAAGGAAGACAACGACAAGAACCCUCUCGUGGGUAGAGAAAAUAAGCUCGAAUCAAGCGAAUUCCGCCCUUCAGAAUCAUUCAUGGGGAUCCAAGGAACGUGUAGGAUCCAUCAAUUCGACUCAAAUAUGCUUGGAUUGAAAAACCCCAAAUUCGGCUUCGAAAUUCCGGGUUUGAAUUCCGGCGACGUCGGGACAGAAAGUCUGGUUGGUUCGAAGGCUACGGCGACGAUUCGAGACUGGGAAAGGGUUCAAAAAUUCAAUUGGCAGCCUGGAGAAGAGCUUGGAGUCGUUCAAUUGGAUUGGGAAUGUCAGAAUUCAAAAUCCCCAAUUCAGUCGAGCAAGAACAUGUACGCAGAAGAAGUCCGACAACCUGGAAAUUGUGCUGAUCGUGUUCAAGUGAAAUUGGACGUCGGGGCAGGUUUUUUUCAAGUUCAGGAAGGGUUCCCAAUAGCUCUGCAAGCUUCAAAGUCCCUGGAGAAGCUUGAAGGUGAAAUUGAGGGCGUAAUUUUUAUGCCGAAAAUUGUGUUUGAGCAGCCUACUUUCGAUCCAAUUUGGGAUCAAUUCUGUGAACGGUUUGAGAAACGAAAGGCUAAAGUGUUGAGGGAAACACUUUUUCAAGAGGGAAGGCCUGAUAUGAUCCCAAAUUGUCCACAAUUCACGUCACAAUUACUUGACAAAGAAGCUGUCGAAGUUGGGAAGAAGAAGGGCAGAAUUUGGCUGUCAAAAUCCGUGUUCAGGGUACAUACUUUGGAGGCAUGGUUCUCUCAAUUGGCUUUGUGGAAAAUCAAGUUUAAGGGUUUGUUUUGCAGAUAAAGUUGUCAUGUUUCCAAUGGUAUGCUUUUUGAAUCCAGAUGAUGUCAUUAAGGUUGUUUUCCAAGGUCUCAAAGUUGCUACCUCAAAACUGGAAAACUGCCAGAAAAUGGUCAAGUCUGGAAACUGUUUUGUGAAGCCUACUUUGGAGCUUAAUUCGAGGAGUAUGGAUCUUAUCCAAGUCCAAAGGCUUCCACAACAUGAAACUAUGUAUGUUUGUGAACAAAGGAAAGGAACUGGAUGAAGAAUUGGAGUUCGGGAAGGCCUCGAACAAAAGGCGCGAAGUUAGUACGAAAGCUGCCUUUUGACUGUUUUGCGGGCAGCUUACUUGUGCUUCAAGAAAGGAAGUUUGUGUCC
This is a messenger RNA of Linum trigynum, 2625 nucleotides long. The record is from the annotation of a GenBank genome assembly. NCBI's taxonomy places the organism in Eukaryota, Viridiplantae, Streptophyta, Magnoliopsida, Malpighiales, Linaceae.